Messenger RNA from Oncorhynchus keta (chum salmon), 3055 nucleotides. RefSeq names its product neuronal differentiation 6a (gene neurod6a). The record is from RefSeq and is a predicted model, not a curated record. Gene Ontology annotation, molecular function: protein dimerization activity. The transcript has 2 exons. The coding region runs from base 287 to 1351 and encodes 354 amino acids. Lineage: Eukaryota; Metazoa; Chordata; Actinopteri; Salmoniformes; Salmonidae.
GAGAGAGAGAGAGAGAGAGAGAGAGAGAGAGAGAGAGAGAGAGAGAGAGAGAGAGAGAGAGAGAGAGAGAGAGAGAGAGAGAGAGAGAGAGAGAGAGAGAGAGAGAGAGAGAGAGAGAGAGAGAGAGAGAGACAGACAGAGAGAGAGAAAAAAAGACAAGGAGAAGAAGGAGAGUAGGACCACUCUGGUGCUAUCUCCCAUCGCGAUAACAAAAAGGUGCUGGCGCGUAAAGCUACCUGGAAGGCUAUUGAGAAGAUGUGCACUGUUUGACACAGGAUCCAGAACGAUGUUGACCUUACCGUUUGAUGAGCCAGCAAUGAGGCCAGGGACCGGGACCCAGUUUGGGGCCAACUUCCCUCUAGACUGCGUGCGCGAGAUCAAGGUCAGUAAACAAGAACCUUUCCUAAAAGCAGCCGAUACCAUCUCCCAGACCCACAUCAAAACCACGGAGGAUGAGUUAGAGUCGGAGAGGGAUGAGGACGAGAGAGAGGAGCUAGGCCAAGAAGACGAGGACGUGGACGGUUUACCAGGAAGGAGGAGAGGCCCACGUAAAAAGAAGAUGACCAAGGGGCGCGUGGACAGGGUGAAAAUUCGGCGCCAGGAGGCCAACGCGCGCGAGCGGAGCAGGAUGCACGGGCUGAACGACGCGCUGGACUGCCUGCGCAAAGUCGUGCCCUGCUACUCCAAGACGCAGAAGCUGUCCAAGAUUGAGACUCUCCGACUGGCAAAGAACUACAUCUGGGCGCUGUCGGAGAUCCUCAGCACCGGCAAGAGACCCGACCUAUUGGCAUUUGUCCAGGCGCUCUGCAAGGGACUGUCUCAGCCAACCACCAACUUAGUGGCGGGCUGUCUCCAGCUCAAUGCCAGAAAUGUCAUCACGGACCACAACGGAGAGACAUCUUUCACUGGUAGGUCCCCAUUCGACGCUAUGUACCCUGCGCCUUAUCACAGUUCCACCGAGCCUGUAGCGUCUUCAGGCCACGGCAGCAGCACCAUGGACAGCGCCAAACCUUUCAGACCAUUUAGCUCCUACUGCAGUGCCUACGAGUCCUUCUACGAGAGCACGUCCCCAGAAUGUUCGAGCCCUCAUUUCGACAGUGGUGCUCUGAGCCCUCCAAUCAACUUUAACGGGAUAUUCUCCCUAAAGCACGAGGAGCCAGCGGACUAUGGAAAGAGCUGUCAUUACGGUAUGCGGUACUGCGCGGCGGUGGCGGGUCGCAACUCCCUCGGUCAGAACUCAAUGUCACGGGGGUCCUCUGACAUCCGGGAUAUCCAUGUCCCCUAUGACAUCCACCUCCGCAGCCAGUUCUACCCAAUGCAGGAGGAACUAAACACGCCCUUUCAUAAUUGAUAAGAGAAAAGUCAAAUGUGACCAGCUUAUAGUGGAGUAGCCUAAUUAGGCUCAAAUACAGAACCCACACAUGUAUUAUUGACAACUUGGCCCAUUUUGGGCACUUCCCACUGGGCAAACACUGGUUGAAUCAACGUUGUUUCCAUGUCAUUUCAACGAAAUUACGUUGAACCAACGUGGAUUAGAAGUUGAAUUGACGUCUGUGCCCAGAGGGUUGGUUGUGGUGUGGGCCAUCUGAUGUAUAGUCACUUAUUCAUUGUAAUUGAAUGUUAAUUGUCCUGAGGGUAAAUACGUUUUGUAGUGGGAUCAUUUUAGGGAAAACACACCAUGCAGGCAACGGAAACAAACAGAGGUCUGGGAGAUUGUCAAAUAGCGUUCAGUUAAUAGGCCCACUACAUCUUCUGUAGGAGUCAAGAAGUAGGAUAAGUGACACACAUGGAUAGGCUAUGUUUAUUCACAAAUUGUUAUGCAAGAACAUUUUUUUUGGAAAUAAUUUGUUGAUGCCCUUACACAUUAAAGUAGUAUACCAAACUAUACUUAUGCUGAAUAUGCUCUAUUCCUAAUUGUAUUAAUCCAAAGGGUAAUGUGACAUGGUGGAGUUCGGCCUAGUGAUGCAACGUCUUAAAUAAGACAGCAAUAAAAGGCGAAGGGAACUACAGUAUGCAAUAAAGAACUCCAUGCAGUCUGAGACAACUCUAUUAUGACCCACUAAACGUGCAGGUCAGUAGGGCACCAGUCAACUGGAACAAAUGAGCUAUUAGAAGACGCUUCAGACAAUUCCUAUACGUUUUCAUUGCCUCAAGUGUUGCAUAAAUUGUUCCAAGCCAGGCUUGUAUUUAUUUGUAAGUUAUUUAAUCUGGAUUUAUUUAUCUAGAUAUCAUUUGUCUAUGGAUGGUAGACAUAUGUAAAUAAAUGUUCACAUAUUGUGUGUUUUCUACAGUGUCAAACGUUGUGUUAAUUAUCAAGUGAAAUAUGAAUCGAAGAAUGUACAGUUAUCCUAUUUAUAAAAUAUGAAAUACACGUGUCACUGAAUAGAUGUUUGAAAGGGGGAACAUAACCCUUUGUAUAUAUAUAACAUGUUUAAAAUUCAUCUGAAAAUGACAUUGGAAUGAAUCUCGUUAUUCAGGUUAUAGCCUAUCUCGUUGUUCAAGUUAUAGCCUAUGCCUUGUGACAAAUUAAUCAAUGUAGGCCUACACACAUUUCUGAUAUUGGAACUGAACACGCUAUCUUUCUUAUUUCUUGCAACAAAUCAAUGCACAUUUUUGUAUAUAGUGGGCACAUUCGAUUUGUUACGGAGGACUAUUGUUUACAUGUUAAUAUUUUGUCUAUUCAUAUGCAACUAUGGAGAGAAUUUUAGUCUACUUUAUUUCCUAAAUUCUCAUCUUAAAAAUAUUGGCCUAUUGGCAUAAAGCUUAUUUUAGCUCUUUAGAAAUUGAAUACUUUUAUAACAAUAAUGUUAGGCAAGUUAUUAACAUCUCUUUAUGGAAAAUUCUCACGUAAUAAUUUCGUUUAUAUGAACAGGCUGCCUUAAUUUGAAAUGUAUAUUUGGCACACACCAAUUAUGUAAUUAUUGUAUUAUUCAAUGAAGUGUUCGUGGGGGUAUAGUGCGCUUCUGUUUUUUUCACCUUCUUUCAAAUUUGUAUCUGGUAAUGGGAUUGUUUUAUAAACAACAUAACGUUGAAUAAAAUGGAAUUAAAGAGCCUC